Molecule: messenger RNA, 831 nt
Organism: Peronospora matthiolae
Lineage: Eukaryota; Oomycota; Peronosporomycetes; Peronosporales; Peronosporaceae
Source: the annotation of a GenBank genome assembly
AUGCAUUCGCGUCGACCCGAGACUUUGAAGAUUGACAUCUCCAAGUAUAGAGGAGUCGAAGAAGACUCCCUCUUGAGAUGGUUCGUCAAAGUAGACGACGCCAUAAGGGCGCGUCGCAUCGAUGAUGGAGAUAUGCAAGUUGCAUUUGCCCAAUCAAAUCUGGCAGGACGUGCCAAGACUUGGGCUUUGGGACUCAAGUUGCACGACCCAUAUGCGUUUGGGUCGUUAGACGUCUUCAAGUCGCGGCUCAGACAAACGUUUGAACCGCCUAGAGCUGAGUUCAGAGCUCGAACCGAACUCUUGAAGCUCAAGCAGGGUAAGCGUGAUGCGCACGCUUACGUACAACAUAUACGACAUCUCACGAAUUCUAUAAGUUUCAAUCCGGUUGAUGAACACACGUUGGUUUCGGUGUUCAUGCAGGGUCUUGCGGAUGGUCCCGUCAAGACUCACCUGUUCCGGCUUGAACUGGAUUCACUAGAACUAGCCAUUUCCAUUGCGGAACAGGAAUACUUCAGUCUGAGACAGACUCGCGCCAGCUCGACAUCAUAUCGUCAACCGAGACGAUAUGACAACGGAGGUCCAGAGCCGAUGGAACUCUGUCAUGUAGAGAGCGAGAAGGCUCGCUCUACAGACUACAAGAAGUUGCAGAAAUGCAACAGAUGUCAAAAGACAGGACACUACGCUUACGAGUGUAGUGCCCCUCGUCCAGUGUCUCGCAACACUGGGCGUAAUGACCGCCCACCCAUGAGAAAGGGGCAGGGACGAGGGUCCGCUGUUGGUGCAAAGACGCAACAACGGGAUGGACCGUCAAAAAACGGACAGGAUCAGUAG